ACAGGUUCCAGACUGUCGCAGCUUUUUAUGAUGUAGCUGCGUUCAAUUCUGCGAAUUCUCAUAGCUGUGUUCAUGCUUGUCUAUUUUCACCACAGGAUUAAACAGCGGUAAGUGAUUACGCAGGUGUCAGGGAGAAAGAAGCUGCUAAAGAUCUCUUUUCUCUAAAAGUCUGUGAAGUGUGUUGACUGAGAAGUUGGUUGGAAUCAGAGCCCACAUCAGAUUGAUGGGAUGAGGCGACUCCGGGGCUUUGAAGCUGGGCUCCAGUUUAUCUUCUUUUCUAUUGCCUUUAGCCUACAUGUACCUCCUGAAGUGGAGCAGCCGCCAACAAUCACAGCUCAAUCUGAAAGAUCUGUUGUUGCUUUUGUGUUUGAUGCUAAUUUCACAUUGACAUGUGAAGCUACGGGGAAUCCGAAACCAGCGUUUUACUGGACUAAAGAUGGCCUUGACUUUAACCCACAUAAUGACGUUCGACUCAAAACCUUUGAAAACAGUGGAAGUUUUGUCAUUCCAUACAACAAAUACCUUGUAGAAUAUCAGGGUACAUACAGAUGCUAUGCAUCCAAUAAACUGGGAGUAUCAAUGUCAGAGGAAAUCAAUUUUAUUGUACCUUCUUCACCAAAGUUUCCAAAAGAAAAUAUACAAGCACUAGUGGUAAAUGAAGGAGAUCCAGUGGUCCUGGAAUGCAACCCACCACAAGGCAUUCCACCUCGCCAUCUCUACUGGAUGACUAUGGGUCUUGAACACAUUGAACAGGAUGAUCGAGUGUCCAUGGGAUCGAAUGGGAACCUGUAUUUUUCAAACGUAUUGGGUAAAGACAGCCGUAGUGACUACUGCUGUUUUGCUUCAUUCCCAAGUAUUCGCACCAUCGUACAGAAAACCGCCAUGACUAUUGAGGUCAUAUCAUCAAACCCAAAUGGUGAAACAGAUGUCGCAAUUUCUGAGAGAAAACCGAGUCUUCUGGUGCCCCCUGGUGAUCUGUCCCAAACAUAUCUGGUGCAAGGACAGGAUCUUGAGAUUGAGUGCAUUGCACAGGGAUUCCCCACACCAAUAAUAGAAUGGACCAAGACGGGAGAAAAGUUGCCAAAACGCACCAAUAUCAAGAACCAUGGAAAACUGUUGAUUAUAACAAAUGUCACUGAAGCAGACAGUGGAAGAUAUAAGUGCAAGGCGAAAAAUUCUGCUGGUGAAGCAGUUCAUUCCUUUGACAUUACAGUAGAAGAGCCACCACAUUGGGUGCAAGAGCCAAUAAAAAGUAUGGUAGUGGCAAUUGGAUCAGAAGUAAACAUAAAAUGCCAUGCUUCCGGAAAGCCACCACCGACAAUCACCUGGAUGAGGAAUGGUGAACCUCUCCAAGCACUGCCCUCAUCCAAUAUCAGCGUGCUACAUAACAGAUUAAUUCUGUACAACACCCAAGAAAAUAACAGUGCGGUGUAUCAGUGUCAGGCCUCCAACAGACAUGGCACUUUGCUGAACAAUGCAAACAUCAUGGUUAUGAAUCUUCCUCCACUGAUCUUGACACAAAAUGAUCUAAAGUAUGGGGCCGUGUGUGGGAAAAGUGUCACCCUGGACUGCAAAGUGUUUAGUUCUCCACCUUCUGAUAUCCACUGGAGAAAAGAAGGCCUUGAAGGUUCUGUGGUAGGAAACCGUUUCUUUCUUCAUAAAAAUGGUUCCCUGCAGAUUCACAAAACUGAGGUAGAAGACACCGGAAUAUAUAUUUGUUUUGUUAACAACUCAGAGGGCAACUCCAGCAUUAAUGCAAAACUUCAUAUAAAAGACCCAACCAAAAUCGUGACCCCUCCUCAAGAUAUAAAAAUCAAGAGAGGGACAUUGGCAGAGCUUCUGUGCGAGGUGCAAUAUGAUCAGUCAUUCACUGAUGAGCUGGAAAUUGUCUGGCAGAAGGAUGGAAAGGAGAUAAAUUCCAACUACACUGAGGUCUCAAGAUUCUACACAGAUAAGGGAAUAUUGCAGAUAAACAAUGUGAGACACACAGACAAAGGGAUGUACACAUGUAUUGCUAGGACGUCUCUUGACCAAGAUACAGCAUCUGCAUAUGUAACUGUGCUAGAUGUCCCUGGCCCGACAGUAAAGUUAACAUUAACAGAUCUGCGACCUCGUAGUGUGAAGCUUCAUUGGAUGCCUACCGAGGACAAUAACAGUCCCAUAACAGAGUACAUCAUUGAAUUUGAGGAGAACCACUGGGAGCCAGGAGAGUGGAUUCCACUUCUGCGAGUAUCUGGCCAAAAGAACUCUGCUCCACUCUCAUUAUAUGGACAUAUUAACUACCAGUUCAGAGUCAGUGCUGUCAAUGCCAUUGGCAAAGGUAGUCCCAGCAAACCUUCUGAGAGAUAUAAAACUCCUCCUGCUGCCCCAGAUAGGAAUCCGGAAAAUAUAACGAUUAUUGGUCGUUCACCUCAUCAGAUGGACAUUACUUGGGAGCCUUUGAAGCCUAUUGAACACAAUGGACCUGGCCUAGAGUACAAGCUUAGCUACAGGAAGAUGGGUGUUGAGGAAAGCUGGACAGAGGAGAAAAUCAAGAGGCAUUCCUUUAUUGUGAAAGACACCCCGACAUAUAUUCCUUAUGAGGUUAAGAUCCAGGCCUACAAUAAUUAUGGUUCGGCAAUGGAACCCAAUGUGGUGACUGGAUUUUCUGGAGAAGACUUGCCAGUUGCAGCUCCUGAGAAUGUAACGUUACAGGUGAUUAACUCCAUGCUGCUGAAUGUCAGCUGGUCUCCUGUCCAACAGGACCAGCUCAGGGGCCAUCUUGAAGGUUACAAUGUGCAUUUGUGGAGAACAAAAAGCCUGUUGACUUCUACAGAAAUUCAUGCUGAGAAGCAGUUUCUGAUCCUUCCAGGCUAUCACGUGGGCACCAUAGUGCCUGGGCUGAAACCUUUCUCCCAAUAUCACCUCAUUGUCAGUGUCUUUAACAGGAAGGGCAAUGGUCCCAGCAGCAAGCCGAUCACCUUCACAACACCGCAGGGAGUUCCUGAAAUGCCUCCUAUACUCAGAGCCACAAACCCUCAGGAUAACUCCAUCACACUGGUGUGGGCUCCACCACUUGAGGCCAAUGGUGUUCUCACAGGAUACAAGCUGCAGUACCAGAUAUAUAAUGGUACAAUGGAUACUGGUGAAGUAUACAGAGUUAACAUCAGUGGACCAGAGACAACACAAUGGGUUCUACAUGAUCUGGAGACAGCUAGCUACUACAAGUUCAAUCUGAGUGCUUGUACACUUGUGGGCUGUGGACCAGCUAUCAGUGAAGAGAGUUCCACUGCUACUUCAGCACGUGCAACAGGUGCAUAUGGGAGUAUUUCUACCAACAGCUGGUUUAUUGGAAUCAUGUGUGCUGUGGCACUGCUCACACUGGUAGCACUAAUUGCCUGCUUUGUGACCAAGAACAAAGGUGGAAUGUAUUCAGUGAAAGAAAAGGAAGACAUGCGACCACAUCUAGAGCCUAGAGGAAUGAAUGAUGAGACUUCUUGUGAAUACAGCAAAUCUUACAAUCAUGGAAUUUAUUUGGAUCCACACAGAAAGCAUUGCAAGUGAAGCAGUAUGUUGUGUAAAACAGUGAACUUGUGUGUGUGUGUGUGCGUGCGCGCCCGCAUGUUUGUACUGUAGAUCUAGAAAGAUUCUAUGCCUUUUUGGAAAAUAUUAUAUGCUGAAUGAAAUUAAGAGAAUAAUACAGUAAGCAUACAGCAAUAUGAAUUUUCUUUGUGUUGGGUAUUCACAAAUUUGUGUGAGCUACUGAGCUCAGAGAUAAUUCUAGUUGCUUAAAUGCAGCACUUCAUUCACUUUACUCUAAGGAACACUCCAUCAUAGCCAUCCUGGUAUAACAUUAACUUCAGUAAAACUUGUGGGGUAUGAAUCAUCCAGUUACGAAGUAUAUGUGAUUGUGAAUCAGUUUCACCUGUUUUGGUGCAAAUAAAAGUGAUAGGUACUGUAGAGGCACCAGCCACAGGUGGUGGCCACAGACAGUUACUCUCAACAUGGUGGAAAUCUGUAAAUCUGCUUAUUAAAUCACAGCUCAUUGUGCAGACCAUCAGGGCAGACUCAUUUGUGGCAGUGGGUGAGGCAGAGCCCCACCAAUGUUAAUCUUAAUAAAAUCUUUUUUUGGUAGCCUUUCUAGAUGUUGUAUAAUCACAAUGUUCACUGCCCCACUCAGCACCACAGAGUUAACAUUUCAAUAUACUCGCAAAUGCUAAUCAAGACCAGUGGGGCAGAACUCAUACUGACCCAUACUGCCGUCUGUGCUACAGACAGCAUUUGAUCUAUAAGCAACUAAAAUCAUCAGCUAAAGUUGCCAAUGACACAAAUUAAGAUUAUUGAGACCAUACAUCUGAAAUUGAGACAUUCUCUUAUGUCCACUCUUAGGUACAUGUUUAUUAAAAAUAGUUCUUCUGAAAUUUAGCAGUUUGAUUUAGUUUAAACAUAUUCCAAUCUACAGUAACUGGUUCAACUGGCUGCAGCAGUCAAGUUAGCUAUUAAACUAGUCAGUAUUAAAUAUGUUUUUCUGUGUGUAAUACACCAAUAAUAAUAGAUAACAUGUUAUAUACAAAAUAUGAAUUAAACAAUUUUGUUUAUAUUGUUUUUUUGUUUGAAAAUGGCUGUGCAACACUACCAGUUUUCAUCUCAACAGUUUUACCUCAGCUUUGGAAUAAUCUGUAUUAGCAAUUGAAUUAGCUUCAGGUGUGAGGUUUCAAGGUGAAUUUUGACCUCUACUUACAGCACCAACAGUGCUGUUAUAUGAUGGUUUUAUUUAGGGUCUAACACAAUGCCACUAUCUUUAUCUACUGUAUAUUUCAUUCCUGUUCAAAAUACAUGUAUCUGUAUUCAGAUUUAAAUGGGCAAGGUCUAUAUUGUAAGUGUUUUUAAUGUGGACCGUACCACUACUGUAUGUCCCAGGAAACACCAAGAAAAAUAUUUUUCAUUCAAAAAUACAGUAACAAUUAGCAUUUUGCAGAGAAUAACUGUAUAGAACGUAACCAAUUAUAUGUACUCUAUUAUUAGAGAUACUUGUAUUUUAUUUGAAAAUUUUUCAUAUCUUUUAUGUCUAGUGAAAUCUGUAUAUCUCCUGUAUAUAUGUAUAUAAUGUAUAUCUGUAUAUAAUGUGGUGGUUUUAUAUGUUGUGUAUAAACAAAUAUAAUUAGCAUUUCUUCACAGAUUUAGAAAAUUGUCAUAUUUCUUAAUAAUCUAAAUAAUCUAUUUAACAACACACACACAAACACCACCAACACCCACACCCCCCACCAAGACUAGCUGGAAAAUGAAUUUUUACAAAGCUCACAGACAGAUAUUUCGUUUUCACAGGACAGCAGUGAUGAUGUCAUAUUUUGAUCUUAUAGAAUAUGAUGUAUUGCUGUACAUUAAACUACUCAACAGUGUAUAAAAAAGUUCAAUUCAGCUCAAACUCUACCAGUAAUUUGGCACAUACAUAUUAUUGCAGCAGUAAUAUUAAUCCAAAAGCAUCAUAUGUAAUAGUAAAACACUGACAGGGGUUUCAUCAUUUCAAUGGACAUUGAGUAUAUAAUGUAUAUGCUUUUGAGACUUUAAGUACAUUUACAUUGACAUUUACAGUACUUGGCAGAAGCCUUUAUCUAGAGUGAUGUACAAAAGUGCUUUGCAGUCUCUAAUAAUGAAUACAUUAACACUGGUUCACGGUUUGCUGAUAAUACUACAGUAUGAUACUUUAAGUUAAGUAAGGUUUUGAAUGCAGGAAUUUUACUUGUAAUGGAGUAUUUUCAUAUUGUGUUAUUAUUACAUACUUAAGUAAACUAUCUCAAUACUCUGUCCACCACUUUUGGAGCUUUCUGUUUAGGACAACCUACUUUAAAUUCAGAGUGUAGUAUGUUUAAAUGUUCUGGUUGCAGUCUAAGAGUUGUUAUACUAAACUUUCUUGUAUUGUCUACAAUCACAAUAAAGGCCCUCUUACCUAUAAACUUAA
Molecule: messenger RNA, 5938 nt
Organism: Tachysurus fulvidraco (yellow catfish)
Lineage: Eukaryota; Metazoa; Chordata; Actinopteri; Siluriformes; Bagridae
Gene: chl1a
Product: cell adhesion molecule L1-like a
Exons: 26
Coding region: 229-3543 (1104 amino acids)
Biological process (GO): cell-cell adhesion
Molecular function (GO): protein binding
Source: RefSeq, a predicted model, not a curated record